GCAAAUGCAAUGCAAUGCGGCGAGAAACUAGAAAACUAAAGUUCUGUCUUGUCUAUCUUCACGUAAAAGAUAUCUCUCUACAUUAUUUCGUUCGACUAAGUCGCCUCGCCCUCGACACUUAGUUUGUUGACUGACUUACAUAUGAUUUCCACAUGACUUGUUCGCGCUGACAGAGACAAAGGGAAGUGAGGCUUUACAACAACUUGGAUCAAAAUGGAAGGUGCGCAAUUUACGAAACUGUUUUGCAUCGUAUUUUUAACAAUGCUGGGCGCGGAAAAUAUAAAUACAGCAGAAGAUUGCAUCCCUGUAGACCAAUGCAGCUGCAAGCUGAAAAGUGGGAAGUACAUUAGCCUUUGGGACAUAGAUAAGAAAGGAGCUAGUUACCCAGCAGAAGACGCCUUGUCUCGUACUGGCUUUAAUUAUCUGUACAGUCCAUGUUCUGUGCUGAAGAAGACUGGUACUGAAUGUGACAAUGCUCUGGUUUGCCAAAAUGUAAACAGCGACAGUUUUGCCAUUGCUUUGAAGCCUAAAGCUGUUUCAGUUGGUUAUGAUGUAGUAUUGAAGCAGUACACAUUCGUAUAUACGGGAACCUCAACGCAACUGUCUAAGAACAGGCAAACAACCAUCAACUUGGCUUGUGACCCAAACAUUAAGGCCCCUCUUCUUUCUGUCGUCUUGGAAUCACCAGAAGGGGUAUAUGGGUUGACAGUAACAACUAAAUGUGCUUGCCCUGGUGCUUGCAGCCAUCUAUCACCUCAAUCAGCGUCGUCGUCGACAGGAUUAAGCACUGGCUCUGUCCUAUGCAUCGUUCUUCUGGUCUUGGUAGUUGUUUAUCUAAUUGGAGGUGUGUUAAUCAAUAAAUUCGUUCGACAUGAAGAAAAUUCAGAACUUUUUCCAAACAAAACGUUUUGGAAGGGCUUUCCAGUUUUGGUAAAGGAUGGUUGCAUUUUUACAUUUAGAAAAAUUAGAGCUGGCAAGAGUGAUUACGAAGCCAUUUCAUAGCAUCAAAUCUUUCUCUAUCAUGAACAUUUUUAAAUUAGCUGCCUGGAAUAUUGAUUGCACAUGUCAGUGCUCUGAUUCUAGAACUGUAAUUCCAGAAAAAUAAAUCAGUUUCAAAACUCUAGUCUAAUAUCUCCGCAAAAGGCGAACAAUUUCCUAGAUAGGAGUUUAAAGCACUUGCUCUAUGUGGAUUCUGAUCCCAUGAAAUCACAAUUUCAUCAAGGUGAAAUUUCAGAAGUCAUUUGACAGUGGUAGACAGGUAUUUUGUACAUAGGGGUACACGUGAGGGUAUGUUGGGGGUAAGACCUCAAUUGCAACCAACUAUCGACGCGAAUGGGCCGAAUUCCCCACAUCAGUUGAUAAUUCGCUUGGAGAUAAAUUCUUUGCAAAGCGACUUUUCACCAAAAUUUGUGUCUCAAUCAGUUAGUGGUGACUACCCCUACAAUUCCUAUAAUUUAUACCCCUGCAUCGUUGAGGAAUGUAAUUCAUAAAAUAAUUUCAAUUUGAUUAACUUAUCAAUCAACCAGAAGCUGUUAUCAUGGGUUACAGAACAAAUGCUUCUUUGUUCUAAGGGACAUCCAAAAUGCCUUGUAGAGAAAGAUCACACCAUAUGCUUUCUUUUGUAAAAUCAAAGGCAUUAUUUAAUUUAGUAAGUGCUUUAAGGUUUACAUAGUAUUUUUAAAAGAUAGUUUUCGAGAAAAUCAGACUGUGCAAUUUGGUUGAAUAAGAUGAAACAUUUUUUUACAAUUUAAUAUGAAAAUUUUUUAGUGAAAAACACAGCUUCAAAAAUUUUUUUUACUUCUGCGUCGUUGAAAUUCUUUCGCUGCUUCUUCUUCAAACAAUCUGGCGGUAUCAAGAACAUACCAAGCGUAAGAACAUACACACUUUUUUAUAAGAAUAAAGUCUAUAAGAAUAUUGAUGCUCAAAAUUGCUAAAAUUUAAGAAUAAUGCCAGGCUCAACCUUCAUCAAGACGGGGUUGAAAUAAUGCUUUUGGAAUAGGAUCGUAUUUGUAUCAUUAGAUUUUGCAAUUUAAUAUCACAUUUGCUGUUUUGUUUUUCCUUGUUGAAAUUUAUGAUGAAGCAACACAUCAAAAAAGAUUUAAAAUUUUUCUUUGAUCUUAAGGCGAAUUUACACCUUGUGUUGGGCAAGAAUAAUUUAAGAAUAAUCUUAGGCUCAAAAUCGAAAAUUUUUAAGAAUAUCGAGGCUCGGCAAAAAAUUUGAUAUUCUUAUAAAAAAGUGUGAACGUGGUUUAAUGUAGCCUGCUUGCAGCUUCUGAGUAGAGGCUGCACGCUGGCUAGGUUUAAUGGGGCUUGACAAAAGAUAGAAACUCGGUUCCUUCCGUAUUGCCCUACACGCUUCCGGUAAGAGUCUAGGUAGAGUCUCUUCUUGAAAGAUAAGAAUCUCUCCUCAAAAAGUGAGGGAAAGUCAGUUCCUUAAGCUGGGUUUACAUGAUGGAAUGUUCCUGGCAACUUGUUUCUCAAUUGUAACUGAAAGGGGUAGACAAUAUUUUUGUAGGGCGUGUUACAGACAGCUACGAUCAAGACAAUUUGCCGCGACGGAGGCCGGGCAACUGUCUUGAGACUGGGGGGAGUCUGCAAAACAAAGGCGCCAAACCUGAGGUUGCAACGCAAGUUGUAAAAACCGGUGUUACACUGUGCAAUGACCAUGAAAUCACCGGCAAUCGUUGCAUGAAGAAGAACUGAGUUUACUGUUUAGCACUAGCUUUACAAACUCCUCAGAACUAAACCCCUAAGAACUAACCCCCCCCCCAGAACUAAGAUCAUCAGGCACUCAGCUCAGUUUUCAAGGUUUCAGGUCAAUAACGUUACCAGUGAAAAUCGUAUUAGGGAUUCUGCAGUUAUAAAUUUUAUCCAUAUCACUCCAUACAAUUAUAUCUAAGUCAUGUUUCAAAAACAGUAUGACAAUAUCAUGAUAAUAAAAAUCAUUGUUUACUACAAUACAAGUCUAGACGCUAACCAGAGCUCAUCCUCAGACUAUAUAUAGAAAAGUUCUAAUUCAAAGUCCGUUAAUACCCAGUUGUUAAUCCAUGAGUUAGUAUAGCAAAACUCAAUUCAGAACAUCUUGGCGGACCCAGAUCGUCAUCUACAUUGGUAAAUUUUAAUUAUUUUGCAAUGGCCAUUUCACAAAGGUUGACACUGAGCAGCAACUAUAAUUAUAAGCUUUGAUACAAAAAACCUAAACUGAUAGUUAGAAGAUGCAUGAAAUACUAUUUAACAAAACAAUCCAGUUGUUUUGAUUUCAAAUGAUGCGACCAAUGGAUACGAGUGAGUUGAAAUUGCAGCAAACACAUUACACGACAAAUUAAAGUUGCUACACGACGAAGAAACACAACAGUUAGGGUUUUGGCCAUAAAAUUUUAUCUAUCUAAUGAUUCAUUUCUAAACUAUUGCCAUUUGAAAAACAUAUCCCAAAAUUACAAUAAAAGAUAACGGUUUUGAAAGGAAAGAUAAAAAUUGAAAUUGGUACAAAAACUAAAUGCCAAGGGUCUUCACAUUCUACCUUCACAACUUUCAAGAACUCCAACCCAUCAUUUUUUUAUCAAAAUAAACAUCAGCUUAUCCAAUAUCGGAUAUCUAAUAUUCUACCUAUUAAUUCCAUUAUAUUACGUUU
Messenger RNA from Rhopilema esculentum, 3631 nucleotides. RefSeq lists its product as uncharacterized. The record is from RefSeq and is a predicted model, not a curated record. Lineage: Eukaryota; Metazoa; Cnidaria; Scyphozoa; Rhizostomeae; Rhizostomatidae. Gene Ontology annotation, cellular component: trans-Golgi network.